AUGGAGACGAUGCGAGCACAACGGCUGCAGCCCGGGGUGGGCACCGGCGGAAGGGGCACUCUUCGAGCGCUGCGGCCCGGGGUGACGGGGGCCGCGGCCACUGCCGCCACACCCCCCGCGGGGCCCCCGCCGGCCCCGCCGCCCCCCGCGCCGCCCCCGCCGCCGCUGCUCCUGUCGGGGGCCCCGGGGCUGUCCCUGUCUCCCGGCGCCGCAGGCAGCCCCGCGGUGCUGCGCGAGGCGGUGGAGGCCGUGGUCAGGAGCUUCGCCAAGCACACGCAGGGCUACGGCCGAGUGAACGUGGUGGAGGCACUGCAGGAAUUCUGGCAGAUGAAGCAGUCUCGUGGAGCCGACUUGAAGAACGGGGCUCUGGUGGUCUAUGAGAUGGUUCCUUCCAGCAGCCCCCCCUAUGUCUGCUAUGUCACCCUGCCUGGGGGAAGCUGCUUUGGGAGUUUUCAGUUUUGCCCCACAAAAGCUGAGGCCCGGAGGAGUGCGGCAAAGAUUGCACUAAUGAACUCUGUGUUCAACGAACACCCUUCCCGCAGGAUCACUGACGAGUUCAUUGAGAAGAGCGUCUCUGAGGCCCUGGCAUCUUUCAAUGGCAACAGGGAGGAAGCCGACAACCCAAAUACGGGGAUUGGUGCCUUCCGAUUCAUGUUGGAAUCCAACAAGGGCAAGUCAAUGUUGGAGUUCCAGGAGCUAAUGACAGUUUUUCAACUGCUGCACUGGAAUGGCAGCCUUAAGGCCAUGAGGGAAAGACAGUGUUCUCGUCAGGAGGUGUUGGCUCAUUACUCGCACCGGGCCCUGGAUGAUGAUAUUCGCCACCAAAUGGCCUUGGACUGGGUGAGCCGGGAGCAGAGUGUGCCAGGGGCACUGUCUAGAGAGCUGGCCUCCACCGAACGGGAGCUGGAUGAAGCUCGGCUGGCAGGCAAGGAGCUGCGCUUUCACAAGGAGAAGAAAGAUAUUCUCAUGCUGGCUGCUGGGCAGUUGGGCAAUAUGCAUUCCUCCAACUGCUAGGCACCUUCCCUCAGACUCCCCAUCCUCGCCACACCCUUUUUGUAUGUCUCCUUGCUAAGACUUAGGAUGAUUUCUGUAUAUAAUUUCUCAGUUUUAUACUUUAAAAGAUAUAUGUAUAAUUUCUAUACCUGGAUUCCUAUUUGCUAAGAGAUCCCUUUUCUAACUUCCAGUUUUUCGAUGUGGUUUCACUUGAAACAUCUCCAUUCCACUUAAGAAAGCGUAGACUCUCUCUGGAGCAUUGUUGGCUCUUAGACUUCCAGAUAAAGUCGCCAAGUCAUUUCAGUGGCACAUGAUUGACUAAGUGCUCAUUUGCUAUUUCCUUCUUUUAAAAGAACAGGUACAGGGCCAGGGAUUUAGCUCAGUGGUUUUAGUGCCUGCCUCGCAAGCACAAGGUCCUGAGUUCGAUCCCUGAUACCAAAAAAUAAAUCAAUAAAUAAAAGAACAGGUAGGCUGGAGGAGGACUAUGUGCCCCACCCUCACCCGCAUUCUUGCCUUCUCUUGCAUUCAAACAGGGUAUGUGUUAGAAGCCUUUGGCUUUGGUUUAUCUCGAGCUGGAUCUGCGUGGUAUCCUUUUUUCCCCCCUCUAUGUCCUUACUCCUUCUUUGCCUUCAAAUGCUCCUUUAUUUUAAGGCUUUCUUAGAGCUAUGGUUUCUUAUUCUUAAAUUGCUCCUGAGAAACUGCCCAGGAACAAGAGAGCAAUUAUAAUUACAAUUCAUGGAGGUUACUAUCUAAGUUGCUUCUGAGGCUUAUAUAUACCAUCCCAGCUUGCUAAAUGUACUCUGUAGUAAGAGGGAGGUCAAGUUUGAUGCUAUCAUUCAGCAUUCUCUUUUCAUUUCUCCCCCGCUCACCCAGCUUAAUUAAGCCUCAUAUCUAAACUUCCUGCCUGCAGAGCUUGGUAGGAAAUAAAAUGCCCCACCACUUCCCACCCUGCCCCAUCAUUUUGCUCUGUGGAAGCAAUAUCUAUCCUACUUGGCAAGUAAGGGCCAAGUUCCUCUCACUUCCACUAAGUUGCUGCUGUUUGUACUUUAGAUGUAUGUAAGCUACUUUAGAUUUUCAUCUGUUUCUUCUCUUUGCUUUCCCUUUUCUCCACAUUCAUUAUUUGAGCAUGAGUUAGGAAAACUAGAUGAGACUUUGGUAUUAUACAACUUCCUCAUUGGAACUUUGGGAAACUGCAGGAAGGGGAAGAGAACAACGAUCUGCUAUAUGUGUUUUUGAUAUGGUUCUCCUCCCCCACCUUUCUCUUGGGUGAAGUAAGAAAUUAUCUGCAGUAGAACUACAAAAUUCUUCCUCAGAGAACUUUUUUGGAGAAUUAUAUGUAGUAAAGUAUAUUUUCCCCUUGUUUCUGUAAUCUCCAUUAUACUAUAUUAUUGUUCAGUGCACUUUCUAAACUGAGUUUGGGAAGUUUAAUGCUCCUGCAGUUGGACUUCCCAUUUAUCAAUUGCAUUAUUUUCUUUUAGAAGUAGACUAAGAAAAAGACCAUAAUUUACUGUUUUGGAUUAGAUAGGAGCAAGAUGAAAGGGAAUUUUCUUGCUUUGGAAAUCAUCUGGUGACUAGUACAUAUGGGAUCAAAAAUAAGGAGUCUGUCCACAAUUAUAGUGGUGUUUAAAAGAGGCUUCCUUGAUUCUCUGAGCCCCAUCUUUGUAUUCUAUGGAACACGUGGGGUUGGAGUAGAGGAGCCUACAUUACAUAAUAGGUGCAUCUAUCUCUUUUUAUUGAGUGAUAUUUAUAACCCAGAAAUCAUGACCCCUCCAGUUUCUCCUGUGCUUCUUCCUCUGGGAAAAAUUAUUAAGAGGCAUUAGUUGUGGGAAGAAUUGUCCUUGAACCUCCAAGAUUUAUUAUUUUUCUCAAAUACUCAAGAUCCCAAAGAACUUGACAAAAAUUGUUCCCUGAUCUGUCUGCUCUUGGUGUUGAUGAUUUUACUUCUCUUUUUAGUACUUUUUAUGUAUUUUAUAUGUAUAAUUUUGUAUAAUUAAAAAUAGAUUUUUGUCCAGAA
Messenger RNA from Heterocephalus glaber (naked mole-rat), 3007 nucleotides. RefSeq names its product limb and CNS expressed 1 like (gene Lix1l). The record is from RefSeq and is a predicted model, not a curated record. Gene Ontology annotation, cellular component: cytoplasm. Gene Ontology annotation, biological process: autophagosome maturation. Lineage: Eukaryota; Metazoa; Chordata; Mammalia; Rodentia; Bathyergidae.